This is a messenger RNA of Oryza sativa Japonica Group (Japanese rice), 1684 nucleotides long. NCBI's taxonomy places the organism in Eukaryota, Viridiplantae, Streptophyta, Magnoliopsida, Poales, Poaceae. The record is from RefSeq and is a predicted model, not a curated record.
UGGCGCCGGCACACACAAAGGGAGAGGGGAGAGCGAGAACCACACGCACGCACGCACGCACGCAGCCACAACAGGGGAGAGAUUGCGAGCGCGAUGGCCGCCUCCACCUCCGCCGCCGCCGCCGGGGACGAGCCGUGCCGCUGCCAUGUCGUGGCGGUGCCGUUUCCGGGGCGCGGGCACGUGAACGCCAUGAUGAACCUGAGCCGGCUCCUCGCCGCGCGGGGCGCCGCCACGGUCACCUUCGUAGUCACCGAGGAGUGGCUCGGCCUCCUCUCCUCCUCCUCCGCGCCGCCCGGCGUGCGGCUGCGCGCCAUCCCCAACGUCAUCCCCUCCGAGAACGGCCGCGCCGCCGACCACGCGGGCUUCCUCGACGCCGUCGGCGCCAGGAUGGAGGCGCCCUUCGAGCGACUGCUCGACCGGCUCCGGCUCGAGGAGGAGGAGGAGACAGCGGCGCCCGUCGCGGCGUUCGUGGCCGACUUCUACGUGCCGUGGGUCGUGGACGUCGGCAACCGGAGGGGCGUGCCCGUCUGCUCCCUCUUCCCCAUGGCCGCCGUGUUCUUCUCCGCCUACUACCACUUCGACAGCCUCCCGUCGUGGCUCGCUAAACCGCCGCACCAGCCGGUCGCCGGUGCCACAACAGCAGAUAACCCUGAUCAGAGACUUGAGCACUAUAUCUCAAGCUUGGCUUCAAGUUCAAUAAUGUUAUCUGAUCUCAAGCCUUUAAUUCACAGUGAGAGAACAGUGGAGUAUAUCCUAGCAUGUAUCUCUAGCAUCAGAAAAGCACAGUGCCUCCUAUUCACCACCAUAUAUGAGCUUGAGGCCAGUGUAAUCGACUCUCUUGAAUCAUUAGUCACCUGCCCAGUGUACCCAAUUGGGCCCUGCAUUCCGUAUAUGACCCUUGAAAACGAGCAUACCAAGUCCAAUGGAGAAGCUCCUGGACGGAUAGAUUACUUCGCGUGGCUGGAUUGUCAACCUGAGAACUCAGUGCUAUAUGUUUCUCUUGGCAGUUUUGUCUCGGUGUCAUCCUCUCAGCUUGAUGAGAUCGCCUUGGGCCUUGCCACAAGUGAGGUCAGAUUCUUGUGGAUUCUUCGUGAACAAUCCACUCGAGUGCGAGAACUUGUCGGUAACACCAACAAGGGCAUGAUACUUCCAUGGUGUGAUCAGCUGAAGGUUCUGUGCCACCCUUCAGUCGGGGGCUUCCUGACCCAUUGUGGAAUGAACUCGACGCUGGAAGCUGUCUUUGCUGGGGUACCUAUGCUCACCUUACCAUUGUUCUUUGAUCAACCAAUUAAUGGCCGGCUAAUUGUGGAAGAGUGGAAGAUUGGAGUGAACUUGAGGGACUCGACAGACAAGGAUCGCCUGAUCAGAAGGGAGGAGAUUGCAAGGGCUGUUAAGAGGCUGAUGGCAUCUGAAGAAGCUGAGAUGAAAGCAAUAAGGAGGCACGCUCUUGAGUGGAAAGAGAUUUCUCAUAGAGCAGUCGACAAGGGUGUAUCUUCGCAUUGUAAUCUGGCUUCACUGAUGGAGAUGAUAUGCCCAUCAAGAUGAACGCCAGUAUUUUGAAUGUGCCGAUGAAAGUCUAAUUAAUGUAUCAUUUGUUUAACCUUAUUCGAAUUACUCUAUUAUAACCAUAUCUUGCUCUAUACUUAAUUCAUUUUUAUAAAUCUUAUAUGUGAGUUGAAAAUUA